Molecule: messenger RNA, 316 nt
Organism: Lottia gigantea (owl limpet)
Lineage: Eukaryota; Metazoa; Mollusca; Gastropoda; Lottiidae
Exons: 2
Source: RefSeq, a predicted model, not a curated record
AUGGAGGUAGAAGAAAAUCCUGGUAAUGAUGAGAUGUGUGAUUUAGAUGUCAUGGAUUCAGAUGUUGAACUUCCAAGUUUGAAGAAAACAGUUGGUACACAGUGUGAUACUGGAGUGAUAAUAGAGGAGAACAACAGGUUAAAAGAAGAAUUGAAAGCUGCAAGAAUGGAACUGGAAAAAGAAAAGUGGAGUGUUUCAAAAAUUGCUGACAAUGAUGGUCUUACAAAGUUUUAUACAGGUCUUCCAACUUUUGGUAUUUUUUUAUGGCUUUUUACUUAUCUUCAGGAUAAAUGUUCUAGGAUGUCUUAUUGGACAG